Messenger RNA from Hydra vulgaris (swiftwater hydra), 2325 nucleotides. NCBI's taxonomy places the organism in Eukaryota, Metazoa, Cnidaria, Hydrozoa, Anthoathecata, Hydridae. The record is from RefSeq and is a predicted model, not a curated record.
AUUUUUUGUAAUAAAUUAGGAUCAAGAUUGUUCUUCAAAAAACAUAACUUUGGUUGAAGAAAUCAAAGAAGUUUUAGGUAUCGAAAAAAAGAUUCCAUUUGAAGAAGAAUUAUCAGUAUUGCCAAUUACAGAGACUAAAAAACAUAUGGAAGUAGUUGUAACGAAAGAUGUCCCUUUAAUAUGUAACAAUCUAGACAAUAAAGAAUUAGAAGUUGAUCCUGUUGAGAAAACUAUUUUAAAAUGCUCACAACUGAAAAAGAUACGAAGAAAACCACCAACAAGAGUCUGCCCUUUUUGUGGUGAGCUGCAUACCAAGUUGAACAGACACAUUUUAAAUAAACACCAAAAAAAUGAAAAAGUUAUUAAUAUAAAAUUAAAUAACAAAAUUACAAAGAAAAAACUUUUCCAGCAAUUCAAAAAAACUGGUAUUAUGUAUUACAACCGAAAACAGCUAUCAGAGAAAAAUCCAACUUAUCUAAGAGAGAGAGUUUCUAAAACAAAUGCUGAACCUGUAAUGUGCACAGGGUGUUAUGGGUUUUAUGCUCGCACAUAUUUUAAAAGACACCAAAAUCAGUGCAGUGAAAAUUCUUGUACCUCUGUAAUCCAUUUACCAAUUACAUCUAUGGAUAAUAAUUGUAUAAAAGACUUAAGUGAAGAUUUUAAAAAAAGUAUAAUUGAAAAACUACGAGAUGAUGAAAUAGGAAAAGUUGUAAAAAACGAUCAAACUAUUUUAAUGAUUGGAUCCUGUCUUUAUAAUAAAAUAAAAAGAAAAAAAGAUAAACAAAAUGAAGUCAGAAGAUCAGUAAGAGCAGAUAUGAGGAGAUUGGCCCAUUUGUAUACAAACUUUAAGAAAUUUGAAAUUAAAUCUGUAUACAACAACGCAACAGACAUGUUUUUGAGGUUAAAUUUUAGACAUCUAUCUUCAGCUAUUUCAAAUUAUACUUCAUCUGAAAAUGAAGAACAAAAAUCAGGACUAAAACAUGCUUUAUGCUACUUGAUAUUAAAUGCAGCUGAAAAACUUGUUGGACAUUUCUUAGCUCAAGAUAAUGACAAAGUAGCAGAUGAUAUUUGCAAUUUUUUAAAACUUUUUAAACUAGAAAAAGACAACAUAUUUGCAGAUGCAAAUUAUGAUCUAGUUUCAAGAAGAAAUAGAAAACUUAAAAAACCAGUUAACCUGCCAGUUGAAAGUGACAUAGAACUUCUGAGAAAUUACACAAUAGAAACAAUUAAAAAAAUUGUUAACAACAAAACUAUAUUGUGGGAUUUGCAUUACUUUGUGUUGUUAAGAAAUUGCACAGUUACAAGGUUGACAAUAUUUAAUGCAAGAAGGGGUGGUGAGCCUGCAAGAUUGCUUCUAAGUGAUUGGAAGGAUGCUGAUGAAGAGGUGUGGUUAGAUCAACAAAGGAACAAUUGUGAUAGCACUAGCAAGACCAAAAUUGCUUAUCAAAUUGGAAAGGGAAACAGGGAUGUUUCAAUUUUUAUUCCUCUAGACACAAUAGAGGCAAUGCGAAUUUUAUCUGACAUUAAAAUUCGAGGGAAUGUUGGAAUAAAUCUUGAAAACCCAUACGUUUUUGCAAGUGGGAAAAAUUCGGAUAGCCAUUGCUCUGGAUGGCAUGCACUUACUAGUGUUUGUCAAAAUCUACCCCUUGAAAACAAAAAAAGGCUUACUGCAACCACAAACAGACACAGAAUUAGUACUUUAUUGGCUUCUGUUUCUAUGACAGAUAGUGAAAGAAACUUGUUUUAUGACCAUAUGGGUCAUAGUGAAGCCAUAAACAAACACAUAUAUCAAGCACCACCUGCAAUAAUGCAGCUUGCAAAAACUGGAUUAAGAUUGUCGAACCUUGAUAAAGGUCAACUAUGUGCAAGCCCAGCUAAAUUUGCUAAAAUAGAUCAUAUGCAACCUAUUAACAACUAUGAAAAUGAUUACAGGGAUGAAUUGUUAUAUGAGUCAGAUAACUCAAAAUGUGAGGCUGAAAACAAGAAAGGUUUUCAGUUUUCAACUUCAGAUAAAAAUGCUAAAAAUGAACUAGUGCAAUCCAAUUCAAAUUUUGAAAGUAAAGAAAAAAAUAGGCUAUAUUGUCGCUGGACAGUUGAUUAUGAAACCAUGUUUGUUGAAUGGUUUGAAAAAUACUUAGACAAAGAUGCAGGAUGGCCAGAUCGCAAAUAUAUAGAAAAGUUUCAAGAACUUGUUCCAUUUUCGUAUAAAACUAUACGAACAAAAAUAAACAAUGAGAGGAAGAAAUGGUGCAACCUAGUAAAACAUCGAGAAAAAAUUAUGAACAUGUAGAAAUUAAAGACUUUAUACAUUUUUGCACUGCUUAA